Mustela erminea (ermine) is the source of this 773-nucleotide messenger RNA. It is a transcript of the gene MRPS26, whose product is annotated as mitochondrial ribosomal protein S26. The transcript is spliced from 4 exons. The coding region runs from base 55 to 672 and encodes 205 amino acids. Gene Ontology annotation, cellular component: mitochondrial small ribosomal subunit. Lineage: Eukaryota; Metazoa; Chordata; Mammalia; Carnivora; Mustelidae. The record is from RefSeq and is a predicted model, not a curated record.
CUUCCGGGUCCCGUGAUGCCCUGCGGCGCGCCCGACGCCGGGUAGGCCUGGGCCAUGAUACGCGCGCUGCGAGUCCUGGGCCGGGGGUCCCCGGGCGGACCACCGGCCCCGCUAUUGUUGCAGGUGCGCGGCCGGAAGACCCGCUACGACCCUCCAGCCAAGUCCAAGGUCGGUCGCGUGACGACCCCGCCCGCGGUGGAUCCUGUAGAAUUCUACUUGCUGACGGAGCGUUACCGGCUGUACCGCCAGACGGUGCGCGCCCUCAGGCUUGAGUUCGUGUCCGAGGUGCGGAAGAAGGUGCACGAGGCUCGGGCUGGGGUCCUGGCGGAGCGCAAGGCGCUGCAAGAUGCUACCGAGCACCGCGACCUGAUGGCCUGGAACCAGGCGGAGAACCAGCGGCUGCUCGAGCUGCGGUUAGCGAGGCUGCGGCAGGAGGCGCGGGAGCAGGAGCAGCGGCAAGCGGAGGAGAAAGCCCGGCGGGCCCUAGAGGCGCAGGCCUGGGCGCAGCUCAAGGAGCAGGAAGUGCUGCAGCUGCAGGAGGAAGCAAAAAAUUUCAUCACCCCAGAGAACCUGGAGGCACGGGUGGAAGAAGCUUUGGACUCACCGAAGAGCUACAACUGGGCCAUCACCAGAGAGGGGCUGGUGGUCAGGCCACAGCACAAGGGCUCUUAAGAGCCCAUUAAGGACAGUGCCCACCCAGGGACCAUGUGUGUAUGGGGGUAGGAGGGUCGGAACUGAUCUGCAAUAAACCUGUCGAUGUUUCUUAUGAAAAA